AUGGAGCAGGUUUUAGCCAAAAAGGCGGCCGAGCGACGUCGGGGCUCGGUUUUAAAUACCGUAAGGAUGUUUUCUGAUAUUGUCGCAAAGACCGAAGAAGAGCUGAAGAGAGACCCGGGUUCCGCCACUUACGUAGAACCAAAAUAUGAUAAGAAUUCGGAGGACUAUGGUCGACCGCCUCCAGGUAGCAAAACGGAAAGGCGUGGAAUUAAGGCAGGAUAUCACGUGUGUCGAGAGGUACUAUUUUUGAUGGAAAAGAUAGACGAAAAUGCGGAGGGAUUAGCGCCUCAUCGAUACGUGUCGUUUGGAAAGCUGUUCUAUACUUAUGCGUUGUAUUCUGACAAGUUGGUCGGUAUGCUGUUACGAGCCAGGAAAUACGGCCUAGUGACUUUUGAAGGAGAAAUGCUAUACCAGGGUCAAGACAAUCAAAAGCUUGUCGUGAUGAUGAUGUCAAUUGAAGAGAUACGAGAACGCUUGAAACCGACUGGUGACCCGAAAGCAUGCAUAACCCUGGUCCAGGGAAAUGCCGACUUA
Molecule: messenger RNA, 534 nt
Organism: Mesorhabditis spiculigera
Lineage: Eukaryota; Metazoa; Nematoda; Chromadorea; Rhabditida; Rhabditidae
Source: the annotation of a GenBank genome assembly